Messenger RNA from Girardinichthys multiradiatus, 9187 nucleotides. Its product is annotated as histone-lysine N-methyltransferase ASH1L-like. The coding region runs from base 912 to 6605 and encodes 1897 amino acids. The transcript has 13 exons. Gene Ontology annotation, molecular function: DNA binding. The record is from RefSeq and is a predicted model, not a curated record. NCBI's taxonomy places the organism in Eukaryota, Metazoa, Chordata, Actinopteri, Cyprinodontiformes, Goodeidae.
AAAAGAAGAAGAAAAAAUAAAAAACCCUGACAGCAGCUCACUUCAGCCAAGUCGUCGCCAUUUUAUUAGGAGACUAAAUAACCCUCCCCUGAUCGCCUGUUUUGAACCGCAGUGAGAUCCUAGGCUUAGUUCGCCGUUUUAUCUUCUGCUCUGGCCACAUGAAAAUGGCUACGCAGUUGCAUUCCCGCACAUCCAACCGCACACGCACAUAAGCACAAGAGAGCUGCAGCCUUCAGCCCGCCCCCCUCCUCAUCCUCAUUGCCUUGCCUGCUUGUGUGCACAUACACGUACAUCAGAGCGCCGUGAACCAUGAGAACUGGCGGGAGCGAUGCAACUUUCCCUGCGCGAGAAGUGGGCAAAAUAAGCUCCAGUGGGUGUAACCAGUACGCCACCUAGCUGCGGAGACGCUCCGGCGGAGAUUCCGUCGACUGUACGGAUUAUGAGGAACACCCGCGCCGAUGUUGUUGCACGGAGGGCUCCGCGCUCUGCUGGGAAUCAAACUCGCAUUUCGGGGGGUGUUUUUAUGUUUUUAACCAGCCUUAGUUAUAUAAUCGGAGCUACAAUCUAAUGAACCAGAGGCGGCUUAGUGCUCGCUGUUGGAGCCGAUAGGAGAGGAGAGCAGGACAGCAACACCUUCAGCUCCUUUUGCCUUGAACGCAGUUGGCUCUGGGACGCGCUCUCUGGAUUCAUAUUUACCCAGCUCAAGUCUGAAGGACAAGAAAGAGAUAUUCCUUCGCUGGAUGACGGCACUAAGCUGCCCUCGAACAGUUAAGGGAUCUGUUUUGCUAAACUUUGCGGUCUACACCUGCAGUCUGCUCUUCACAUUUGACCCCAACAGUCCUACUGGCCUCAUUUGAAGGUGUUAUACUGGGAACUCCGGAGCAGACUGCUUCUCCCCCCUGACUUCUCUGAUGGACCAGAGAGUGAAGGGGGGGACCCCUCCAGCCACCACCUCCACUCUGGGCUCCAUGUCUGCGCCUGAAGACUCUAAGCAGGACCAAGCAGCAGAGAAAAAGAAGAGAGGUGAGGGAGAGAGUUUCAAUGUUGGGAAAAAAGAGGAGGAGAAAAGAGGAGCAGGAGGAAAAAGGGAAGGAGACAAGGGAGCAGUGCUGGAGCUGCUUAUCGAGGGGCGCUGCGGAGGGCAGCAGGAGCUCCAGCUCUCUGGCAGGGAAUCAAACUGCCCCGAGGGGAACGUACGGGUCCGGAUUGGACUCCAGGCCAAGCGCACCAAAAAGCCGCCCAAGAUUCUGGAGAGCUACGUGUGCAAGCCCACUAUCAGGACGUAUCAGAGACAAGGCAAGGGGGCUCUGCCGAGGGCAGAUGGAGAGGGAAGAGCGGUCCAACAGAACAAAAGCAGCCCAGCCCCAGACGAGGCAAACAGAGAGCAGCGCUCGGGCUUGGAUGCCGUCCAGGCCACAUCCAAAAAAACUGCAUCUGCUGCUUCACUGCUGCUUGCAAAGUCAUUAUCAUCCUCGUCGUCGCAGCCUUUGUCGUUAUCCUCGACAUUAACUUCAGUGUCUACCCCUGCUUCAGUCCCUAACAUAUCCAGCCAAGGGACCAAGACCAGCAAACAGGUUCCCAUCUCGCUGGCCGAUAAGACAGAUGAGAAUUCAAAUGGCUCAAUAGAAAAAGUGAAGAAAGACAAGCUUCCAAGUGUCAAUGGACAGUCCGUUUCUUCAGGAAAUAAACCCAGUUCUCCCACAGCAGACCAGACAGCUUCAGCCACUCCGUCCACACCAAGCAAGCAGACAGUCUCCACUUCAGAAACCAGGAAUAAAGGGAAUAGCUCCAAGAAACACAAUGGUUUGGUUCUGACAGCAAAACAGAAGGAACUAUCGAAUGGGAGGAGCUCUUCAAAUAUCCUUGGCACUUCAUCCUCGUCAAAAAGCAAAGCUGGAAAACACAGUGGUUCCUCUUCUGCUUCUUCCACAGAGACCCCAGCAAGGCCUCUGGUGUCUUCUGGCUCCCAUAAAGAGCUUUCCAGUAAGACUAAGCCAGACUUUCCUUCCUGUCAUCAAGUCACCCCCAAAUCACAGUCUUCCCCCUCUGUGGAUCCUUCCUCUGCCCAGUCAGAGGGUCGCGAUCCCUCUCCACAGCCACUGAUACAUAAUAAGAGAGAGAAAGAGAAGAAAGCCAAGAAGGAGAGACGGAGAGAUAAAAAAUCAAAGAGAGAUAGAUCAGAAGCAGAGAGAGAAAAAAGAAAGGGUGAGGUGAAGAAAAAGAAGAAGGGGAAGGAUGGGAAAUUAAGACAUGACAAAGAAAAGGAUCAGAAACACAGAACUGAUGAAUUAUGGAGAGAUAACAUAAAGAAUGAGACAGGAAAGGGAGAUAAGCUAAGCCCUGACAGACUGAGAACAGAAGAUAUUAAUGCAAAAUGUGGUGAAACAGUUGGGACUGCUAAAUUAGAUAAAGGCUGUAAAAAAGUGACCCCAGUCAGACUAGAGGAGAAAGAAAAGACAGUUGACAGCUGUAGGCUUGCUAAACAAGGCGAGCCUGUAACAACAGGUGAUUCCAGUAAAUCAAAAGAACAAGACGUUUCGAGACAUUCGGCAGUAUCUCCACCCCUCUCUACGUCUUCUGCUCCUCCCCCGCUGCCCCCAUCUUUCUCCCACAUUCCCGUUUCUCCCCCCUCUUCUCCCCGGGAGCAGGACAGCCGACCGCUCAAGAAACGUAAAGCUAGAAGGCCCAGCUGGACCAAGCUGGUACACCGUGCCCACAGAGCGGAAAAUCAGGAAGCCACUUUGGAUUCCCUGCAUAAUCCAUCGCUAAGUUUCCCCCAGAUCACUAAGAAGUUGUUCCCUGCCAAGACCACUGUUCAGCAGAGCGAUGAGUCACAGUCAGCACCCUCAAGCUCCUUAUCCAGCUGCCCUCCCCCAAUGUCUUCAGCAGCCCAAAAACAAACUCUCCCUAUGUCAGAUUCAGUCCGAAAGAGGGGCCGCCCAAAAUCUCACAGCUCCAGCUUGGAUGAGCCUCCUCCGCGACUAUCACCGAACGAUCUUUCCACUGAGCAUCCCUCUGUAGGGUGUGACAAAGCUAAGAAAGCCCCCGUGUUGGUGCCGAUACUGCAGUCCAACUCCAGCCCUAAGAAGCGAGGGCGCCCCCCCAAACGACCCCUCCCAGAGGAUCAGGGUGAAGAUGCACUGAAUCCCCCAAAUCGCGAGGAAAGGAGCGAAGACUUUCAUCCUCCUGAACGGGAGAACCGGCAGCUAAAGAUCAGAAGACUGAUUAAUGAGAUGAAGAGAAGAAAGAAGAGGAGACUUCACAAAGUAAUAAUGUCUGGUUAUGUGGGGAAGGAGGGACGUGGAGGCGAGGCAUCUCAUGGUAAAACCUCGCUGAGAAUGUGUAAAUCGAUUGAGGCUACAACAGUUCACACCCUUUCGGCCCUGUCCUCCUCAUUCGGGAGCAAGCUGGGCCCUCAGAUCAAUGUGAGCAAAAGAGGAACCAUUUACAUGGGCAAGAGGCGGGGACGCAAGCCCAAGUCCCAAUCAGCGAACAUAAACGCCAGCUCUCAGACCUCCACUCAAUCGUCUUUGUUUACUAGUCCCCCUGAAGCAUCUCUUUUCUCGUCUAACCAGCCACAGGCUCCAUCUCACCCAUUUCCUUCCCCGUCACUUACCCACUCCAGUGGAGCCCAGAGUCCUUACAGCGAAGGCAGCCUCACAGAACCAACAUCCUCCCUCCUCUUUUCCCACCAUUUCUCCCUUCCUUCCCCAUCCUCCUCUUGUACGUCCCCACGUCCUACUUCCUCCUCGUCCCUCUCCCCCUUUGUGAAAAAGAGCUGUCCAUGUCAGGGGAGACAGUUUCCCUUCCACCAGUCUUCAUGUAAGCUCUCGGGUGCCACCCCUCAGAUGCAUCACGUACCUGGCUCUCCGAGCCACCUGAAGGAGGCCACGCCCUCCCCCAGGAGCGAGUCGCACAGUGACGAGACCCUGCCGAGUGACAGUGGGAUUGGAACGGAUAAUAACAGCGUCUCAGAGCGAGGGGAGAUGAGGGGAGCCCGAGGAAUACUGAGGAUGGGUCAGGGGUCGGGGGUGAUUCUUGGUGGUCAAAGGCUACCUCCAUCUCUUGUGGACCACCCCUCUCCAGUCUCGUCGCCCCUCUCUCAUGUGCCCAGAAACUCAAGCAUUAUAAGCAGCUCAGUCGUAGCAGAGCGGCACAGAGACCGGCACCGACACAGGCGCAGGGAUUACGACUGCCCCUCUUCCUGCGCCUGUCUGUGCACCUGUCUGGGACACAACAAGUGCACUCAUUCAGACUAUUACAGCUGCCUUGGACACGGUGCACUCAAGAGACAAAAGAACAAACAUAAGAAGAAGCACCAACAGAUGCACAUGCAGGACCCAGAGUUCCUAGCUGAACUGGACGAUUUGAUUGCUCAGUUCAACGAGGUCCACAUCGGACGACGGAGCUGGGCGAGGACAGGACUCGGGCAGAGCUUUGACGGAGGAAGGCGGCAUCAGUCCUCCUCUCAUUCCCACCGGUCCAACAUCUUCCGGAUCAAUCUGAACGGCUUUUACUCUCCGCACCCUUCAUCCUUUCCAGUAGCUCCUUCCUUCCCCCCCCAGCCCUUCUAUCCCUGCCAUUGUAACAGGAAGCUGGACCGCCGGCAGUGCGGCUGCCCCUCAAAGUUCCAGGAAACAAUUGAAAACAUGGGCUUUUAUGGCAGCUACCCACAAGCACCACCAUCGCUCUACCACCACUUCCCCAGCUCCUUCCCGCUUCCACCCCCUCACCAGUACGCCCCCCAUCAGCCCCACCACGCUCACAUCCUCCUGAACCCAGCCAGAUUCCACAGGCGUAGAAGUAGGUUGCUCAGAGAGGGAGCUUUAGGAGGAGAGGUGGAAGGAGAUUUAGGGGCUAGCAGUAGAGGAGCGGGCUCAGGGUUUGUUUCUGGCCUUUCAUACGGCUGGGGGAGGAGCGAACACAAACAUAAACACCGACACCGGCACUGUGAGCGAAGCAUGGAAACUGAAGAGGAGUUACAGGACGAGGAGGAGGAAGAUGGAAUGGAUAGGGAGCUGUUGGGCGGUUCAAAGACGCAAUCAGGGUUCAUUUUUGGGCAAGUAGAGGGAAGGAGGAAAGGGGUAAAAGGACCAGGAAGCAUGUUGUCUAAAGAUUCACCCUGGUUACGUCAAAAUGGAAGCAUUCCCUUCUCUGCUGCCACCUCCUCUUCAUCAUCUUCUUCAGCAGAGAGGUACAAAAACACAUCUCUAACCUCUUUAGGGCUUGGUUCUACUCACCUGUCUUCCUUCGGAGGAGGCUGGGGCGGCUUGGGUCAAAGCUGGGCAACAUUUGGGAGUCUGGGAAGCCCAGGAUUUGGAACCCUAAACCCUGGCUGGAGAGGCUUUUCCAGGGAGAAGCACAUGGGCAGACUGACUGCCUCAGAAGGAGAGGAUGAGGAUGGCGAAGAGAAUGUGGAGAACUCACACCUGUAUGCCCCAAAACACACCAACCUGUUCACUGCCAUGUCAGCAGCGGGGAGGAGCCUUAGGUGCGGACUGGCCAUCAGGAACCCUGGAAGUGGAGAAAAGUCGUGGAGGAGGGACGAGCCAGCAUGGACAGAGAGGAGGGAAGGAGGUUUACAAGGUGACUCAAGGAGCCAGGGGCAGCGGAGGAGCUUGCCAACUCCAGACUGCGCUGCGUUGAAAAACAAAAGAGGGCCAGGACGUCCCAGGAAGCAUCCGCUGCCCUCUGCAGCGUCCUCCCCCACGCGCUCAUCCCAUGCAACGCCAUCCAUGUCGCCGGGUGACCUGGUGCCAGAAGUGGGAGGGGAUGCAGAAGACGCGGUGCCAGAGAAAAGAGGAGGAGGAGGAGGAGACAGGGGAGGUGGAUGCAACACAUCGCAGCAGUUCACAGUUUUUGAGUCGCAGGCUCGGAGGAAGAGGGGGCGGAAGAGAAAACACGGUGAUUCUCCGUGCCAUCAGAGUUUUGCCAAGGACAUCCCUGACUGUGACACGCAUUCUGAGUUUCUAAGCCAAUCAGAUGUCGACGAGGCUCCACCGCAACCAGUAGCCACCCAUAGGGAAGAGAACAGCGAUGGUUCUCCCAGGAAGAAUGACCUGAGAGCAGGCCUUUACUCUGACGAUUAUAAAACUACAGAUUCUCCCUUCCCUGCAAAGACGAACUGCAGUGAGAGUCUGGAGUACACACCAGGGGAGCAUGAGUACAGCCUUUUACCUGCUCCCAUACACGUUGGAAAAUACUUGAGGCUGAAACGAAUUCACUUCCAGCUACCAUAUGAUGUGAUGUGGCAGUGGCAACAUAACCAGCUUCAGAGUCAACCUGCUGUUCCCCUGAAAAGGAAGCGGCGUUAUUGUCGUCUUAAGCAGAGGACUCCAUCUUUCCAGCAAAUAGUGGAGGAGAGCUCUGGAGACAUCAGCAGCCUGUUCCCUCACCUCGACAUGGAGCCUCUGACCUGCAGUGAGAGGAGCUUUGUGGUGAAACACAACGUGUUCCUCGUCAGGAACUGGGAGCUUGUGAGAGACCGACAGAUCCGAAUGAGGAUAGAGAGGGGGAGAGACCGAGAUGAGGAGGGAGAGGACUCGCAGAUCAUGUCCUGCGACGGCGCCAGUGGGGACGACAGCCACAUCAAGUCAGGUCCAUGAAGCAAGUGUGUGUGUUAGUUUUUGUUUCUGUAGGUGUUUGUGGUUGAACCUCGCGCAUUUUCAUUUUUUUGUUUUGCUGUACAUCUGUGUGGACUGCAACGUAUGUGUGCGCUCAUCCGACUUCAUGUUUGGCUUGUCUUUCCGUAUCAUACCCAGCAGCCCAAAACUAAGUGGUUUUCCAACCACAGAAUGCAGCCUGCAGAAAUAUUUACCUAUUUCUGUCAUCCACCGCUGGUGUCCAAGAACCCAGCGGGCGUCGAGUUUCCCCAUUAGCGAUGAAACCACACACUUUCAUCCAGCAGACAGAAACUAAAGAGAAAAACAAGCACACAUAUAAUUAAAAUGUAAUUGUAAAAGUUGAUGUUCCUGCCUUCGCUAACGUGCAGAAUGCUGUUUGACCUGCAGAUCAGUCAGUGGGGGUGGAGGUGACGGUUAUAACCAGUGACCCCCACCACCAAAGUCAGGACACCUCCAGCUCGCUCACUGCCACCCACAGCCCCAUCAACAGCCGGAGCAGACAAGAGGACGAGGAGGAGAAAACAAAACGAGGGGAGAGAGAGGUCUGCAACAGAGAACAGAGGAGGAAACGGUUGAACGAUUUACUUUUGACCCUUCAGCAUUCAUAAACGGACUGAAAGACAGAGAUAGGGCGGAACUUCUCCAAUAAGGGACCAGCCCCAGCAGUGAACAGCUGGACUAAAACUGACGUCACUGCACUGAAAAAGGAGAAAAGAAGAAAACUGGGAUGGUUUGAAAAAUGAUAUGUGGCUUAAAAUUUAAGAAAAACACAAAAGCUGAUACAUCAGCGUGCCGAACUUUGCGCUUCGAAGGACAUCCCACCAAGGAUGAAACUAUGGCAACUAUUGUCCGAGCAGCGUGAGAUGAAAGAGACAGAGACACACUGACGUGGAUGAAGGAAAAAAAAGAGAAAAGACCAGCUGAAAUGAAUUUGCACUAGUGCUGGAUGAUCAAGCACACUAAAGACUGUAUGUAUGCUGAGUAGACACACUUUAAAAAAAAAACAUAUAUACACUUUAAAUGCUCUCACUUCGGCACCUUAAGCAAAAACAAACUAAAAGGACGUGUGUUGCACGGAAGGUUGAAAGCGGACACGUACAGCCCGGUACUCGGCAUUUUCAGCUCCCUAGUUUCUAAGAGACGAGGAGCUCACAAGCCACCCGGGGAGGGAAAAACGCAAAUGUAGCCCGGGCUCCCCUUAAGUAGGUCAAAAUUGAACCCUCAUUCACUUGUUAAGCUUUCAAAGUCACAUUGCACCUUUGGGAAAUGGCACAAGGAGAAGUGAGCCAGUUAAAAGCUAAAAAAAAAGAGUGUGAGGGUUUUUGGUUUUUUUUUUUUUUGCUUCGCUUUAACAGGACUGUCUGCCAUGUACCAGUGAAUAGGGAAAAGGGAGGGUGGAAAGAGCUUAGCAAUAGGAAUUUUGGCAUUGCUGCAAGAGAAUUUCUAAUGAGGUUUUGAGAAAGAGUUUAUUUUUUUUUUUAAAUGAAAAAAAAAAAAUAGUUGUCUGCUAUAGAAAUGAACAGAAUAUAUCCAUGACAGGAAUGUUUAUUGUUGAACUAUUUUCAGUAUUGCUUCCAAGGAAAAGGGGGAGAUAGUUUUGUUUACUCCAGACUGCCUUUGAGAGUGUUUCCCACUUUGCUUCGGAUCACUGACAAUCAGAAUGUCCUCGGAGGUGGUGGUUGGGGUGGUUGGGUGCCAGGAGGAAAGGGAUAGAAAGAACCGAUUUACCCCAAAACGCUCUGUAGAAGUGCCAUGUCGUCUUAUGUGUAAAAGCAAGCUCAUGUGGUCUUUAAAAGCAAUAUCUCCUCUAAUAAGGACUAUAUAAGUACUCCAGUUAUGUUUUUUUUCCCCCUUCGUUAAUUUGUGAAUAUUUGAGGACUUUCUGUACAAAAGCAUAUUAGAUUGUUCUCAUCUUAGGAGCAUUGGAUUAACAAGCCUUCAGUUUUAUGUGAAUGUACAGUAUGUAGACCUGUUUUUCUUUCAUCAGCAGUAGAGUGUACAUUUAGUAUAACACUUAGAAGCUACCAUUCAGACGUUUUUAACAGUAUAAACAGCUGACCAAUAUAUCCUUAUAACUGACAUGGUUGUAUAUGAUUUUUACUCUUUUAAUUUUUGUAGAGUUACAUAUUUUGCCUCCUUUUUUAGCUGAGCAUACUUUGGCCAGACAAUGUAUGACAGUAAAUUAGUUUUUUUUUUGUUUUUGUUUUCCAGUGCUCUCUUUCAGUAGUGUGGCUUCUUAUAACGAGCCAAAAAAAGUGCAAUUUCUUUGACUGUUUACAUACCGUAUGUAUAUUUUUCUCCCUCUUUACUUUUUUUACCUAAAGGCACUACAUUAUUGCCAGUGGAUGAUUAACUUUAUAGCAAAGGUACACAUAAAGAGUUAUUUAUCUAGUUUGCAUGACAUGUAACCUAUGCCUGUUGCCUCUGACUUUGUGCAUCUGAUAAGCAAAACAUAAAAAAAAAACAAAAAAAACAGUGAUAACUCAAUGCCAUAGAAUGUCAGCUCAAACAUUUUGCCUCUGUAUCCAUAAUAAUAAAAGCAUUUUAUGUCUCCUGGUACUAAA